ACGAGUUGAAAAGCAGCAGGCAGCGGAGACGAGCUCGCAUUCCAGCGCUGCUCUUCCUCCUCCGGCACCAGACGUCGCCAGCCCGGACUCGCUCCCGCUCGCCGCUUUUGACGAGUUUGGAUCUUCCCACAGAGGCGAGAUGGCGGCGAGCGCGAGCGUUUUGCCUUCCUUCUCCUCCUUUUCCACGCAGAAGGAAGAAGUCUGGACGGGAUCCCCAAAGGACGACGACAACCUGGACACCUUCCUGGACUUGGACUUUAUCCUGGCUCACAGCGUCAUCGGCGCAGACACCGGAGCGCCUCGCGAUUCGUACCGGACUUUGGACGCGGGGGUCCCCGCGUACCACCCGGAGGACUACGCAUCCCCGCCGGUCCUGUCCGCCCCCCCGCCCCCGACGUACGGCGGCCCGGCGGCCGAACUGCUGCACGGCGAAGCGGACGUCGACGACUCGCGGGCCGGCGUCCAGGGCCGCUUCUUCUUCGGGUCCCCGGCUUUCCAGGACUCGGGACGUCCCUUCUCGGACUGCUUCCCGCAGCACCCGCGCGUCAAAGCCGAGCCCGACCCCUACGGGCCCCCGGGGGGCGCCUCGCCGCGGGCCUUCCACCAGGUCAAGCGGGAGGCCUGCGCGAUGUGGUGCGCCGGAAGCCUGACGCCGCCUCUCAGCCCCGACGACAUGACGAACUUUCCACAGAGCUUCAACCGCCAGCACCGGCACCGGCACCAGCACCAGCACCUUCAGUUUCAGUUUCCCCCCGCCGCACGCUGCCCCUUUCCUGCCUUGUACGCGCAGCAGCAGCAGCAGCCCGGCGGGCAGCGCCUGCUCCUGACGCCGCCGUCGUCGCCCUUGGACUUGAUGGACAGCAAGCCCCGGCGAGGGCGCCGCGCCUGGCCCAGGAAGCGCACCGCCACCCACACGUGCACCUACGCCGGAUGCGGCAAGACGUACACCAAGAGCUCGCACCUCAAGGCGCACUACAGGACGCACACGGGAGAGAAACCGUACCACUGCACGUGGGAAGGUUGCGGCUGGAAGUUCGCCCGCUCCGACGAGCUGACGCGUCACUUCCGCAAGCACACGGGCCAUCGGCCCUUCCAGUGCCACCUUUGCGAGCGCGCCUUCUCCCGCUCCGACCACCUGGCGCUGCACAUGAAGAGGCACGUGUGAUCAGGACGGAACCUGCGGUCGACGGAACGACGCCGGAGCCAGCCGCGAGUCCGCGUUUUGGUGCAGAGGUGCGCUUCUCGGGUGCGACGGCGCCCCCGCGUGGACACAAAUCACAGGACGACGACGACGACGGGUUUUGUCGCAGCUCGACGGCGCCCUCACGUGGACAGAAAAUACUUGUGCUUGUGUGUACAGUCUGUACAAAGAGAAAAUCCAAACGGUCCUAUUUUUGU
This is a messenger RNA of Syngnathoides biaculeatus (alligator pipefish), 1398 nucleotides long. RefSeq names its product Krueppel-like factor 2. Lineage: Eukaryota; Metazoa; Chordata; Actinopteri; Syngnathiformes; Syngnathidae. Gene Ontology annotation, molecular function: DNA-binding transcription factor activity, RNA polymerase II-specific; RNA polymerase II cis-regulatory region sequence-specific DNA binding. Gene Ontology annotation, biological process: regulation of transcription by RNA polymerase II. Bases 140 to 1165 code for a protein of 341 amino acids. The record is from RefSeq and is a predicted model, not a curated record. The transcript is spliced from 3 exons.